UUUAUUUGAAGUAGCAGCAGCAGCAGAAGCACUGUAGCUAAGUGUAGUCGUGUUGUGAAGUCAGUGUUGUGUUGCAGCUGCAGAUAAAGAUAAAGAUGAAGUCUCCUGUGCUGCUGCUGCUGCUGCUGCUGUUAGUAACCGUGUGUUUGAAGAGUCAGUGCUGCGCUCUGUCUCUGUCUGUGUCUCCGUCUACAUCUUCAUGCUCCCUCCCUCCAUCACAGUGGUGCUCGUCUCUGGACUCAGCCUCUCGCUGCGGGGUUUUGAAGCAGUGCCUUGAGUCUAUCUUCACCAGGUCCAAGCAGACCGUUGAUGCAGUCCAGGUCGGGCUUUACUACGAGAGUCUGUGUCCCGGCUGCAGACUUUUCCUCACCACCAUGCUCUUCCCCACUUGGGUCUUGCUGCAGGAAAUCAUGACCGUAACUCUGGUGCCUUACGGAAACGCUGUGGAGAGACCUGAUGGGCAGAAGUAUGUUUAUGACUGUCAGCAUGGAGAACAAGAAUGUCUGGGCAACAUGAUUGAGACGUGUUUGUUAAACAUGACAGAAAGCGCUUUCCCCAUCAUCUUCUGUAUGGAAUCCUCAGCUGAUGUUAUCAAGUCGGCCACGAGUUGUGUGGAAAUCUACGACCCCGAUUUGAGCUUGGACAAACUCAAGAGCUGUGUGACGGGGGAUCAGGGAAACCAGCUGAUGCAUCUGAAUGCCAUGAAGACCAAAGCGCUGAACCCCCCGCACAAAUAUGUGCCCUGGGUGACCAUUAAUGGGGAGCACACAGAAGAUCUUCAGGAUCAAGCCAUGGAUUCUCUCUUCACUGUGGUCUGCAACAUGUACAAGGGCCCUAAACCUCCGGCCUGUGGAGGAAAGUAGAGACACUAAAAAGCUACAGCCGUAAGGAUGAAGGAGCAGUGCAGCACUAGCUGUUACACCUGCUCUCCUCCAGGUGUGGCCUGGCCUAUAAUGGCUUAAUGAAAGAUAUAUUUUUUUAAUUUGUGAUUUUACAGUUUCCUUUCUAAAGGGAAGACUCGAUGACCUCAAUUUUUUAAAAUGACCAAAUUAUAAAUGCACUGAAUACUAACUGAGAAUUGUCUCGUUAUUGAAAAGGUAAAAACUGAAACAAUUAAAAACAUGUUUGUCUCA
This is a messenger RNA of Solea senegalensis (Senegalese sole), 1133 nucleotides long. RefSeq names its product gamma-interferon-inducible lysosomal thiol reductase-like. Gene Ontology annotation, molecular function: oxidoreductase activity, acting on a sulfur group of donors, disulfide as acceptor. Lineage: Eukaryota; Metazoa; Chordata; Actinopteri; Pleuronectiformes; Soleidae. Gene Ontology annotation, cellular component: lysosome. The coding region runs from base 96 to 863 and encodes 255 amino acids. The transcript is spliced from 7 exons. The record is from RefSeq and is a predicted model, not a curated record.